Messenger RNA from Populus euphratica (Euphrates poplar), 1911 nucleotides. RefSeq names its product 3-hydroxy-3-methylglutaryl-coenzyme A reductase 1. The annotation marks the transcript as partial. Lineage: Eukaryota; Viridiplantae; Streptophyta; Magnoliopsida; Malpighiales; Salicaceae. Gene Ontology annotation, cellular component: endoplasmic reticulum membrane; peroxisomal membrane. The transcript is spliced from 4 exons. The record is from RefSeq and is a predicted model, not a curated record. Gene Ontology annotation, biological process: sterol biosynthetic process; isoprenoid biosynthetic process; coenzyme A metabolic process. Gene Ontology annotation, molecular function: protein binding; hydroxymethylglutaryl-CoA reductase (NADPH) activity.
CGCUCACCCUCCUCUCAAGAUGGUGGUGGCCACCAUCUCCAUCAGAAGCGACUUCCUCCUUCCAUCGACAACAUCUCUCCACCACCGCCACCGAAAGCAUCAGACGCGCUGCCCCUCCCUCUUUACCUAACAAACGCCAUUUUUUUCACGCUUUUCUUCUCCGUAGCCUACUACCUCCUCUACCGUUGGCGUGACAAGAUCCGUAACUCUACGCCACUCCAUGUCGUUACUUUCCCCGAAAUCGCCGCCAUUAUUUCCCUAACGGCUUCCUUUAUUUACCUUUUAGGUUUUUUUGGAAUCGAUUUCGUUCAAUCAUUCAUCACGCGCUCUUCGCAUGACGCGUGGGAGUUAGAAGGUUCCGAUAAUCCUAAUUUCCUCAUCAACAAAGAUCAACGCCCUGUUACUUUCCCUCCUGCCGCAAGUAUCGAUCCCAUUCCCAAACUACCCAAUCCUGAGACAAUAAUUACACCUUUAGCCUCCGUAGAAGAUGAAGAAAUCGUAAAGUCUGUCACAGAAGGAACACUACCUUCCUAUUCGCUUGAAACAAAGCUCGGUGAUUGUAAACGAGCGGUUGUGAUUCGACGGGAGGCGUUACAGAGGACGACAGGGAGAUCCUUAGAGGGUUUACCUAUUGAAGGAUUUGAUUAUGACUCGAUUUUAGGACAGUGCUGCGAAAUGCCGGUGGGAUACGUACAGAUCCCGGUGGGGAUUGCCGGCCCUUUGUCGCUAAACGGGAUGGAGUAUAUGGUCCCAAUGGCGACGACGGAGGGUUGUUUGGUGGCGAGUACGAACAGAGGGUGUAAGGCGAUUUACGCUUCAGGUGGGGCUAGCAGUGUAUUGUACGCGGAUGGAAUGACUAGAGCUCCUGUUGUUAGAUUCGAGACGGCGAAACGAGCCUCGGAAUUGAAGUUGUUCUUGGAGGAUCCUGAUAAUUUUGAUACUCUGUCCAUUGUUUUUAACAGGUCAAGUAGGUUUGGGAGGCUUCAAGGAAUUCAAUGCGCUAUGGCUGGAAAGAAUCUUUAUAUCAGAUUUAAAUGCAGUACUGGGGAUGCAAUGGGGAUGAACAUGGUCUCCAAAGGGGUUCAGAAUGUGCUUGAUUUCCUUCAGGCUGAUUUCCCUGACAUGGAAGUUAUUGGCAUCUCUGGUAAUUAUUGUUCGGACAAGAAACCUGCGGCUGUAAACUGGAUUGGUGGACGUGGAAAAUCUGUUGUUUGCGAGGCAAUUAUCAAGGAAGAGAUAAUAAAGAAGGUGUUGAAAACAAGUGUAGCUUCCCUUGUGGAGCUCAACAUGCUCAAGAAUCUUGCUGGUUCUGCUAUUGCUGGUGCUCUUGGUGGAUUUAAUGCCCAUGCCAGCAAUAUUGUCUCUGCUAUCUUCAUAGCCACUGGCCAGGAUCCUGCACAGAAUGUUGAGAGUUCUAACUGCAUUACCAUGAUGGAAGCUGUCAAUGAUGGAAAGGAUCUUCACAUCUCUGUGACUAUGCCUAGCAUUGAGGUGGGUACAGUUGGGGGUGGAACUCAACUUGCAUCUCAGUCUGCUUGCCUGAACUUACUUGGUGUAAAGGGUGCGAGCAGAGAGUCAGCUGGCUCCAACUCAGUACUCUUGGCCAACAUAGUCGCUGGUUCAGUUUUAGCUGGGGAGCUCUCUCUAAUGGCUGCCAUUGCACAAGGGCAACUUGUCAAGAGUCACAUGAAAUACAACAGAUCCAGCAAGGAUUUAUCCACAGUUGCAUCUUAGAGAGAAGGGAGUGGUCCAGCAAUGAAAUUGAAAGGGAAAUAAAAGAGAAACAGCCUGAAAGAUGGAAGAUUGUGGAUUGGGGGGGGGGGAAUCCAAUGCUGUCGGUACCCAUGUGAGAUUUGAUUAGAUCGCACAGUUGUAAAGCUGCUAUUGUUUAAAGUGUGUUUGUUUUUGUUG